Messenger RNA from Echinops telfairi (small Madagascar hedgehog), 865 nucleotides. It is a transcript of the gene ELOF1, whose product is annotated as elongation factor 1. The transcript is spliced from 4 exons. Gene Ontology annotation, molecular function: RNA polymerase II complex binding. Bases 88 to 339 code for a protein of 83 amino acids. NCBI's taxonomy places the organism in Eukaryota, Metazoa, Chordata, Mammalia, Afrosoricida, Tenrecidae. Gene Ontology annotation, biological process: transcription elongation by RNA polymerase II. Gene Ontology annotation, cellular component: transcription elongation factor complex. The record is from RefSeq and is a predicted model, not a curated record.
ACCGGAAGUUGCUGUCUCCCAGUGAACCGGACUGUCGCGAAGAGGCAAGGCGAGUGCAGGUGGAGGAAGGUCCACCUUCCAGGAGUCAUGGGCCGCAGAAAGUCAAAACGGAAGCCGCCUCCCAAGAAGAAGAUGACAGGCACCCUAGAGACCCAGUUCACCUGCCCCUUCUGCAACCACGAGAAGUCCUGUGACGUGAAAAUGGACCGUGCCCGCAACACCGGAGUCAUCUCCUGUACUGUGUGCCUCGAGGAAUUCCAGACUCCUAUCACCUAUCUCUCAGAGCCGGUGGAUGUUUAUAGCGACUGGAUAGAUGCCUGUGAGGCAGCCAACCAAUAACAGCACAGAGGACCCGCCCCUCAUGCCCACCCACUGGGUGCCAAACCAGAGACAUUCCAGGGGUCCAGGGUGUGGGUCCAGAGUCAUCCCACCAGCCCCCUAUGGAUGCGGGCAUGGGUGUGGGUGUCCAUGAGUGUGGGAGUGAGUGAGUGAGUGAGUGUGUGUGUGUGUGUGUGUGUGUCAGUCAGGAUGGGGUUGUGUGGUUGCUGAGGUUAAGGGACUUAACUGGCCACACUGGCCUCAAACACCUUUGUCUGGCUCCCUACUCCCCAACCCUGGGCCUCCCUGCCUGUGGGAGCUGGGGGCCCUUUUGGGCAGGCUCCUUGCUGACAUCCCCAGGGAGGCACAGCAAGCCCAGCAGAAGCUACAGCAGGGCCCACCACAGCCUCCUUGCCCAGCUCCCCAGCCCGCUUUAACUGGACUUCCCACCCGCUUGCAAUGCCUGUGGCCCACCGGGGAGGGAGGGGCAGGACGGCAGGGAACAGCUAGAAGUGAUCAGCCCUGAAAUAAAGCAGUCAGUGCCAGA